AGGAUUUUUGUGCGCAGAGUUGGGCUUCAUACAGACAACAGAACCGGAUGACACGCCGUGUUGUUUUCGUUGUCAGGUUCCACCUUCAGAGAUCAGGCUUCCCAUCUGGGCGUGUCGGCCGAUGUUCUCGGUGCAAGAGCCGCGCUCUCCAAUAUCCAACAGAUCUGCCAUAACCCUGCAAACAACAUGGCGGACGUAUUGCUCAGCCAAGACCAGCGAGACAGGAUGACGGCUUUCCUGAAGACGCUGAAAGUGCUGAUGGCAGAGAAUUGUUUCAGACGUUCCGUUUUCUUGAAGGAGAUCUGGGAACAACCACGCCCCCCGGUGUUGGAGGUUGUAUGGCACUUACACAGUAUGGACGUGGUGGGAAGA
Staurois parvus is the source of this 372-nucleotide messenger RNA. The record is from the annotation of a GenBank genome assembly. NCBI's taxonomy places the organism in Eukaryota, Metazoa, Chordata, Amphibia, Anura, Ranidae.